AUGUCGGACGAAACUGAUUACUCGUCGCUUCCGAUUGAAGACCGUUUGGUCCACAAAGUGUGGAAAGUGAGACUCGAGGCGUAUGACCAAAUUACCAAGCAGUUUGAAGGCUCAAGAAGCAGCCAGGACGAAUGUUUCCAAAGAUUUAAUUCACAACCCCAAGAGUUUAAAAAGAUCAUAACAGACGCUAAUGUGGUUGCACAGGAAUCUGGUAUACAGGCAUUGUUAAGAUAUCUCGAAUAUGGGGCAACCCCGCAAUCCGUUUCCAGGUUAAGAUCAGCCAAUGUGGUGUCGAGCUUGUGUGAAAAGGGACUUUCAUCCAAUAGAGUGGGGACAAAGGAGAAGUCCAUUCAAUGCAUACUAAUGUUUAUUGAAAUUUCUAACGAAAUUGAUGGCAUAUUAGAAGAUAUCUUGUCAUUUUUGGGUAACAGAUUGCCCAAAUUAGUCAGUGGUUGUGUCAAUGCGUUGGCACAGAUCGUCUCCAACUUUGGGUGCCAAGUUGUUCCAGCUAAAUUAAUUAUACCUCAUUUAUCUAAAUUAUUUGCACACGCUGACAAAAACGUAAGAGCAGAGGCUCAAAAGUUGACUGUCGAAUUAUACAAGUGGAUGAGGGACGCCCUAGUCAAUAUCUUGUAUCCAGAAUUAAAACCUGUGCAGCAAAAAGACCUAACGAAGGAAUUUGAAAAGAUUGAAGAAGGAAGACCGACACAAUUGAGAUUCACCAGAAAGCAACAAGAAGAGAUUGAAAGAAGGAAAAUUGAAGCUGAGGAAGCCGCUGCUGCUGCUGCUGCGGCUGCGGCGGCGGCUGGUGAAGGGGGAGCUUCUGGAGAACAACCAGCAUAUGGUGACGAUGUCGAGAUGAGAGACGCAGAAGAUGAUGCUGCAGAUUUCAAUCCAUAUGAUCUCGUGGAACCAACUGAAGUAUUGUCUAAAUUACCGUCAGAUUUCCACGCUAGAAUAUCAUCAGCCAAGUGGAAAGAUCGUAAAGAAGUGUUGGACGAAGUUCAUGCUAUUUUAGAGAAAACUGUGAAACUUGAAACAAAGGAUGACUACUCUGAUAUCAUGAGAAUUUUCACUAAAUGCAUGAAGGAUGCUAACGUCCAAGUUGUUCAAUUGGCGGCUAAUUGUGUUGAGUUCUUGUCCAAGGGCUUGCAAACAAACUUCCAGAGAUAUCAAAACAUGAUAUUGGCUCCAAUGCUUGAAAGAACAAAGGAAAAGAAGCCAAGUGUUGCAGAUGCAUUAAACAACUGUCUUGAUGCCAUAUUCAAAGGAUCGUCCUUGAGCGAUGUAUUGGAAGAAACAUUGAAUGGGAUGAAACAUAAAACCCCUCAAGUCAAAAUUUCAACCAUCAAUUACCUUCAAAGAUGCCUUGCCGAAACGAAAAUAGCUCCAAAAAGAGUAGAAAUUGAUGCCAUAAUGGAAGUUGGUGUAAAAUUAUUGGCUGAUUCGCAAGAACCUGUAAGACAAGCAUCAACUGAAAUGAUUGGUACAUUGAUGAAGAUAACAGGAGCUAGAGAAUUGAAUUCGUUUUUGGAAAAAGUUGAUGAGAAUAGAAAGGCAAAAGUCAUGGCAUUUUAUGAAUCCGUCCAAGUUAAGGCCAAAAAGACCGUCGAGGUACCAAAACAAGCCCCUAGAACAGCUGGCAAUAAUUCUAGUGCUGCUAAUUCCAUCAGAAGACCAUCAAGCAUCGCUUCCACUACGAGACCAGUUCGUUCAACUACAGGUUCCACCGCUGCUAGUAAUAUAGGGUCUGGGGCCAAGAAACUAACGUUACCGUCAGCAGCAGCAUCUACAUUAAAGAAACCUCGAUCUGCACUUAAUUCUAUACCUACAAAGAGAUUGGCUACAUCUCCAGCCAAAAGAACUGACUCUGAAGUUCCAAGAAGUUCCGUUGGAAGAAUCGGAGGUCUCACUAGCGGCCCUGUAUCACGAUUGUCAAAUCCCUCUAGAAAUGAAGAAGGACUAUCAUCUGCAGAAAAGGAAGAAUUGAUUUCCUUGCGGGAGCAGGCGCAAAAGUGGAAGGCACAGGAGUUAAAAUACAAACAGGAAUAUCAGCAAAGAGUUGAAGAGGAACGAAGCCAGUUCGAAGAGGAAAUAGCAGGAUUACAGAGGAAAAAUGAAAGUCUCUUGAAGGAAUAUAAUGGCAGCUUAAUCACAUUAAAACAGAGAGACACGCAAAUAUUAAGGUUGACCAGUGAUUUGGAAAGCUCCAAGUUACGAAUUCGCGAUUUACAACAAUCCAUUGAAGUUUCCAAUUUAUUGAAUGGACAACAACAACAACAGCAACAACAACAACAUCAUCAACAUCAACAUCAACAUCAAGAACAAGGACAGCAGCAACAGACUCGAAACCAUGGUCAGGGCGACCAACUGCCACUGAAAUUUCUUCACUCAGCUAGUAACCCUACCAAUGGUGGCAUAGGCCCCAACAGAUAUUCCACUUCUUACCUUUCAGAUUACCAAGGUACUCGUCUUUCUUCUAGUGAGCUUAGUUCAAGAGUCAAGAGGCUUUCCAUUGACCCGGACUUAAGGGACCAUAGCACUAGACAAGAUUUAGCAAGUAACCGAUUUACAAGUCCCCAGAAGAUAUCUGAGAGCACAAAUACGUUCGAUAAUGGAAAUAAGGAAUCCAUGGACCUUAAUACUAAUGAUGAUAGCUGGAAACGUGCUGCAGAGGUCACCAAUCAGUUGAAGGCUAGAAUUGAGAAGAUGAAAGCAAGAUCGAGAGUGAACUUUCAAUAG
Dujonia railenensis is the source of this 2742-nucleotide messenger RNA. The record is from the annotation of a GenBank genome assembly. NCBI's taxonomy places the organism in Eukaryota, Fungi, Ascomycota, Pichiomycetes, Serinales, Debaryomycetaceae.